CCCUCCCACUAUUGUUAAUGACUAACAACAAGCGCAGUGACAUUCUAUCGCGCUCUCACGCUCACAUUAUCAUUGAUACUGAGCGCUUACAGGUGAACUAUUUCCCGGGAGUUGACAUACUUUAUUUUUUCCCGAAAAAAACCCUAUAUGCAAAUGUAUGUCACAAGUUUAAGUUUAGAGAGGACAGACAGCCGUUAAGAUGAAGGGAAUACCCAGGAAACGUCGAAGAAGUCGGAUUUGUGUUUGAAGACCUUUACGAUCAGGAGGUCUUGGUGGAGACAAUUCCGUGUUUAUUAUCAUAUGUUGCCAUGGAGAAGUGGACCAUGGUCCUUGUUUUCCAUGUAGGAGCGCUAUAUAAUGCAGCCUUCUGUUCACCUCCCAUGCCCGUCGAUGUCUGGUUCUCUUCCAUAAAUCUUCAGAAUAGUCUCCAUUGGCUUCCUGGGGAACACACUCCACCGGGCACCUACUUUAGGGUGCAGUGUGCCAUCUAUGGCGAACGCUGGAGGGUGGUGCCGCACUGCAGAGAACUGGAGCUGACCCGGUGUGAUCUGACCAAUCAGACGCAGGAUCUGGAGCAGGGCUACUUCGCAAAGGUCCGAGCUGUAGAUCGCACUGGUCCCUCUAAGUGGAAGAAGACGCAGAAACGAUUUGACCCCAAGACUGAUACUAUCUUAGGCCCCCCAUUGGUCACCCUGGAAAUGAAAGGCAACAGUGCCAUUGUAAACAUGAAGUCACCAAUGAGAUACCAGCCAGACAACAGCAAGCCAGAGAUGACCAUGUUGGAAGUCUACCCUCAGAUGGCCUUUAACCUCUCCAUUCGCAUUGCUGACAGCAAAAACCUGACGCAACAUAUCCCAUUCUCCUCCGGUCGAUAUGUGUACCGCCUGAUGGACUAUGACACAGAGUACUGCUUCUCCGCCCGGACCAGAUUCAACUCCAUGCUAAUCGAAUGCCAGCCCUCCACCUGGCACUGCAUCAAAACACCUCAUGACCCGUUCAUCGGCCAGCUGAGGAGCGUGGUUGUGGGGAUCGUGGUUCCGUUGUGUUGCAUAUGCGUGCUCGGAGUCGGGGCCUACUUCAUCCAUUACCUGGUGUGGGGCAAGGAGGAGAAAUGGCCACAGGCACUGGAACCAACGUGCCACUCCUUCCCUCCGCCGACUUACACUCCCGAGCACUUGGACCCCAUCCACGUCGGCCCUUACCACCCCAAGCCGCCGCCGCCGCCGCCCGACAGCGCCUACGGGCCGCAAUCGCCCAUUGGCUACGCCUCGCAGGGUCGGGGCGUGCUCCCGGACCUGCUGUGCUACGCCCUGCAAGGUCGGGGCGCGUCCCCGGAGCCAGCGCCACCCUGGGAGGACUGCCACGAGGCGGGAGGCACGGACUACGGAUUCGUCAGAGGGGAUCCGGUCGGGGGCGGACAAGAGGGCUCGGAGGACCCCAGGGAGGGGCUGGGGCACGGGGGGGAGGGAGAAGGGAGGGGUAGGGGGGAGGAGGACGAGGAGGAGGACGAGGACGAGGACGCAGGCAUGAUCCAUUGGGACCCUGAGAGUGGAGUGUUCGUGCGUCCCGAGACGUGGGCGUGGGCAGAGGGAGGUUUGGAUCGCUGGCUGCUGGGAGCGGGACAGCCCGGGAGCAGAGGAGGGGAGGAGGAGGAGGAGGAGGAGGAGGAGCAGGAGGCGGGAGCAGAGGGAGGGACAGGAGGUGUGAGGCUGGAGAACGUGUUUGUGCGGCAAGGGUCGGAGGAGCAGAGAGAGAACGCGAGGGCGAUGGAAUUGGAGAUGGGAACCUUGCUGGCCAACUGGAGCGUAGUGGUGGUGGACGAGUAGGGACCAAGGAGCACGGACACCACUCACCUCCUUUGUAUUGACGUAUAUAGUUUAGUAUAUAUAGUAGAUGCAUAGCUUUUAUUAUACACUUUACUAUGCACAACAGUGUCCUUUUUUUAGCCUUUGACAAAUGACAAACUCAAUAAUUAUGAACAAAUCGUACUCUUUCGAUUUUAUUAUUAUUAUUUGUGUUAUUAUUGAAACGAUAGACUAUUUCUGUAUAAUGGUGACCCUUCCUAGAAUUUGAAGUACAUGUAUGCAAAGAUUCUAUUGGGAUCUUAUUAGUUCAGGCUCAGUUCAAGCAUGUUUUAUGGAUGGGGGUGAAAUCCUCCAUCGUGAUGUAACCUCCAUCAUGACUCCUCCUGGAGGUUAGUGGAGGAGUGGAGUAGGGCACAUUGACCCAUCACUGACCUCUUUAACCUACUUCUUCUCACUGGCUCUUGGCGGACAGUGAAUGACGGAUUAAAAUCGCUGACUUCAAUGCAUUCCAGAAUCCCGGUGAAUAUCAAUGUUUUACCUAAAAUUAAGGUGUUUUGUAACUCCAUUGAUGGGAUUAUUAUAUUAUUAUGUUGUAGUUUUUUUUUUUUUUUAAGAUAUAUGUGGGCCAACAUAGAACAUAAACUAUUUUAGCUCUUAUCAUCAUAUUAUUAGUAUUGUUUAUAUUAUCUGUGACAUUAUACAAUGGUUUUUAGAUGAAGUAAAACUUUAGCACUUGAAUGCCCACUCACUCUGUCCACCGUGUUACUACAUGAGCGCUUAUGCUUUUUAUUCUAGAAAUUAUUUGAAGUCAAAUGUAUGGUUCUGUAGUGCUUUUGUCCAUCUACAAUAAUAAUGUGUUGCAUUGGAUUGUUAUAAGAUCUUUCAGUCCAACCUUCAACUAUAGACACCGAAUCUAUGUAAAACCUUCAGGAUGUUUCAGUUGAAUCAACUGGUUUUACUCAGGUUUAAGAUUGUGAACUUCAUGUAUUUUCUAUAUGUCCUAGGCUACUAGACACGAGCCCUUCGAUUUUAAAUAAAAAAUGAAUAUAUAAACAC
Messenger RNA from Gadus macrocephalus (Pacific cod), 2861 nucleotides. RefSeq names its product interleukin 20 receptor, alpha (gene il20ra). Bases 309 to 1826 code for a protein of 505 amino acids. Gene Ontology annotation, molecular function: protein binding. The record is from RefSeq and is a predicted model, not a curated record. NCBI's taxonomy places the organism in Eukaryota, Metazoa, Chordata, Actinopteri, Gadiformes, Gadidae. The transcript is spliced from 7 exons.